Pediculus humanus corporis (human body louse) is the source of this 396-nucleotide messenger RNA. RefSeq lists its product as uncharacterized. NCBI's taxonomy places the organism in Eukaryota, Metazoa, Arthropoda, Insecta, Psocodea, Pediculidae. Gene Ontology annotation, cellular component: membrane. Bases 1 to 396 code for a protein of 131 amino acids. The transcript has 4 exons. The record is from RefSeq and is a predicted model, not a curated record.
AUGCUGGAAAAGGUUGUGACGCUUCAUAGAUAUGCUAAAGCAGCAGCGAAUGUAGAUUAUCCGGCAUAUGGUGUCACAGGUCCAAAUAAAGAUUUUUCACCAACUUCCGGUGAUAGAAGAUUAGCACAGUCCGCCCAAAUGUAUCAUUAUCAACAUCAGAAACAGCAAAUAAUUGCGAUGGAAAGCGCAAACAAUUCCGGAAGACGUUGUUCCAUUUCCGAUGCGGAAAGCGAAGAAGAAAACGAAGAAGGUGAUUAUACAGUUUACGAAUGUCCUGGAUUAGCACCGACUGGAGAAAUGGAAGUGAAAAAUCCACUUUUUCAAGAUGAAAAAACAUCGGAUAACGUUAAAACAACGGAUACGGAUAAAAUGAAUGAGAGUCGGGAAGUUAAAUAA